Molecule: messenger RNA, 447 nt
Organism: Eruca vesicaria subsp. sativa (arugula)
Lineage: Eukaryota; Viridiplantae; Streptophyta; Magnoliopsida; Brassicales; Brassicaceae
Source: the annotation of a GenBank genome assembly
AUGGAAGAAGUAGAGAGAGAAGUGAUCAAGUCUGCUACACCUUCAACUAAUGAUUGUCUUCAACUCUCCCUGCUGGAUCUCAUGAAUAGCCCAGCUAACGUGCCCGUGAUCUUCUUCUACGAAACUGAUGAUGAAGAUAUCGCGCCAGAGAUCAUCUCCGCGAAACUGAAGAGCUCACUGUCCCAGACUCUGUCGCGCUUCUAUCCACUCGCUGGACGAAGAGAAGGCAUCACCAUCAGCUGCAACGACGAAGGAGCCGUCUUCACUGAGGCACGCACCGAUCUCCUUCUCUGUGACUUGAUGAAAGACGUCAACUCUAAUUCCCUGGAGAGAUUUUACCCGACAAUGGCCCUUGUAGAUUCUCCCACGGAGUGGCCUUUGUUGAGGGUCAAGUGGCGGUCUCAGUCUCUGUCUCUCAUAGCAUCUGCGACGCAACCUCACUGCUGA